GCGAGCGCACGCGCCCCAGGAUACACGUCGUGGCCGCCGGCGCGCUGUGGACCCCUCGGCUGCUCGGCAUGGUGCUGCCUCCUAGUGCGCAAAAACGCUGCGCCCUGCCGGCCGCGGUGGUCCCGGGAGCCCGGGUGACCCGCUGGUUUCCCGCUUCGCGCGCGAGCCCCACACCUGCCCAGUGAGAUUCCAAGGCUGGAAAGAAGAGCUCCUUUGGGACUUACUAAGACUUGGUUCGUGAUGGGUUAGUGGAAAUAUUUCAAAUUAAGUUUUUUUUUUAACUUUCUAAUUUAUUCCCCAAUUUAAAAAGACGAGCGCGCCAGAGAUAAAAUUAAAGACUUCUUUGACAAUCUUCAUCCUCGAGCCAGGCGGCUUGACUCACUUCACUGUUACAGUUACCUGCUUGCGUAGACAGAUUAUAGGGCUUUUGCCUGAAUCUACAGUCGGCUUCCCGACUGAAAAUGCGGGGGAAAGGGGGGUGACAGCCUGCAAGGCCAGCUAUGAAGAGCGAAGGCCACGCUCCAGUCCCUGCACCUGCGGGACACGGAAAACGUCAACACCGAGUGUUUUCUCCCCUUUCUCAGUACGUUGCCCGAAAACAUCCCUGCGCGGCGACUGAGCGUGGUUUGGCGCUGGGGAAGCCCGCGAAGUCCGCCUGCAGCGCCGCGGUGAUGGGCGCGGAGGGCGCCUGCUGGAGGUUUGCUCUCUGCUUGGAUCUCAUAUUUGGGAUGUCAGAAGGUCUCUGUCACUGAAAGAAGGAAAUGCCUCGGCGGAUUGCUGUCAGAGAGUGGGCCGGUGAGCAAGCCGAAAGCUAGGUCUCCCUGUUGCUUCUGCCGCGUGAGCCACGUGGAGGAGGUGGCCCCGACCAGCCCUGACGCAGAAAAAUAAGGUUGCCAGGGCGCCGGCUUACAGCGUCCCAAGAUGAAAGUGAAGGAAGGGUCCUUUGUGUGGUACCUCUAUCUGGACAAAAUAUACUGCUUAUUAUCCGUGAGGAAUGUGAAGGCCUUACUGGAGUAUUUUCGCCUUCUUGAUGUACACCACAAAAACACCUUAAAUGAUGUGCUCUUCUAUCACUUCCUCAGUUACGUGACUAACUUGAAAUCCAGACAGAUCAGGAUGGUGUUUGACAUGUUCGACUGCAAUGCUGUGGGUGAAAUUGGCUUCGAGGAAUUCUACUUGUUGGUCUGCAUCCUGCUGUCACAUCAGAAUCAUUUGGAAGAACAAUUUAUGUACUGCCAUUCGCGGCACGUCUUUAGACUGCUUGACAUAAACGGAGAGCAGAGAAUUGGUAAAGUCAACUUCCACUUGUACAGAUUUCUCUUCAACAUUAGAAACGAGCGACUCAAAGAGUUCUUCCAAGAUUUUCACUCCUCGGAGGACCGCGUAAGUGUAGAUCCCCAAGUGUAGCAUGGCAGCCUCUUAAUAAGGCAGAAGACAGAAUCGGAUUACCUGUAGUAGAGAUGGGUGAGGAGGAGGCUGAGAGACACGAUCCGCACGGAGCUGGUUCAGAGAAAGUCUGGAGACGCACGAAAAGGCUGAGUGCCACACCAUGCGAUGUGGACUCACAGGUUUAAAGAAAGAAAUGUAAUGACAGGGCAGUAAUUGGUGUCGAGGGAAGGGUUCAGGGAUCUGGCUAAGCAAGGAAGUCCAUGUCAGGACCACGCGAGCAGAAUCCUCCGGGAAGCCAUGGUGAGGAUGACGGAUUUUCCCUGCAGAAAAGGGAAGUCUGUGAUGCAGAACAGGGGAGUGGGGGGCACGCUGGGGAACGAUGAGCACCCGAGGAGGAUACUUGGCCUCCUUUACAAGUGGCAAAAUAAGGGUUGCAAUCCUGUUGUCAUCUGUAUCACAUAUUGUAUCAAAUCGCUCCUGAAGUAAUUUUUCUUUUCCUCCCCCAAUAAAAGCGUCUUAACUACAAUGAAUUUAAGAUAUAUACUAUCUUUGCCAAUGAAAAAUCCAAGGAAAAGCAGAGGGAGAGAAUGAAAGAGGAUAAGAGAAACAGAUUCAGAUCUCAGCUCAAGAAAGUUAUGUGUCAAAUUGCUGUAAGCAGAUUUCUGAGAAGACCUUUCCCUCAGAAAUGAUAUGAUUAAUUCAAACUGUUUGAAAAUAAACACAUUCAAAAAGUCAA
Messenger RNA from Cavia porcellus (domestic guinea pig), 2125 nucleotides. RefSeq names its product EF-hand calcium binding domain 9 (gene Efcab9). Lineage: Eukaryota; Metazoa; Chordata; Mammalia; Rodentia; Caviidae. Gene Ontology annotation, cellular component: cytoplasm; sperm principal piece. The transcript has 4 exons. The coding region runs from base 922 to 1407 and encodes 161 amino acids. Gene Ontology annotation, biological process: flagellated sperm motility; sperm capacitation. The record is from RefSeq and is a predicted model, not a curated record. Gene Ontology annotation, molecular function: calcium ion sensor activity; calcium ion binding.